GAAAAGAGGUAGAUGUCUCUCUAUCAUUGCACAUCAAUCGAAUAUCUGGCGUAGAUGAGAGCAAAGAGGAAAUAGCGCUGGACGUAUUUCUGCACGUGUACUGGGAAGACCCUCGGAUCUGGAUUUUGGGAAACGCGAGCCAGGUGGAGCUGACCUGGGACAAAGACCCGAAAUUCUGGAUCCCUGACCUGUACAUCAGGCAAUUGAGGGAGAUGAAAGUGCUUACGCUGUUUCAGGACUUAGCGUCGAUACGUUUGUACGACAACAGCACUCUCCGGAUUAGCAUUGGAGCGACCAUAAUAAUCAAAUGUGACAUGGACUUCGUACUUUAUCCAUUGGACGUACAGACUUGCGCUGUAGACUUCGGCAGCUGGUUGUUGUAUUACGCAUCUUAG
Diuraphis noxia (Russian wheat aphid) is the source of this 395-nucleotide messenger RNA. Its product is annotated as glycine receptor subunit alpha-2-like. Gene Ontology annotation, cellular component: membrane. Gene Ontology annotation, biological process: monoatomic ion transmembrane transport. Gene Ontology annotation, molecular function: transmembrane signaling receptor activity; extracellular ligand-gated monoatomic ion channel activity. The record is from RefSeq and is a predicted model, not a curated record. Lineage: Eukaryota; Metazoa; Arthropoda; Insecta; Hemiptera; Aphididae.